ACUCCUACCGUACAAUUUCUGUUUACAUCGAGCCCUACCAAAUACACUCUGUCAUCUACGGUAUUUUACAGUUUCAAUUUGGUAGUCGUGCAUAUCGGAGUAACGUUGUGUACGUUUAAAGUUUUUUCUUUCAAUUUCAGUGGAAUUAAAAUUAAAACAGAACGGUCACGAACAAGGUCAAAAUAAUUAAAUUAAUUCUUCUUCAAAAGUUUGGUGCACUUCGAUCUUAAUGUUUUUGUGAACGGAUAAGAUAGUUUGCAGUUUAAAAAGAGUUCAUAUGUUUGGAUUUAUUACUUGUUAGAUAUCGGAUUAUACCAAACUGAAACAAGAUUCGAGCGUGGGAUAGGUGGGCGGCAAACGACUAAGAAAAGUUCUGAUUCGUCCAACUUUCAACGUCAUCGAUAUUAAUAGGAAGUGCAAUUGGACGUCAUUUAUUGGACAAUAAUUUUUCGGAAAAAGUGGUUAUCGGAAAUAUUUCUGCGAGGAUAAAAGCAAAACUGUGAAGCGGAUAAUUUUUGCGGGAUAUAUCGAAGAAAGCCUUUAUGGAUUAUUGAUUGGAGAUUUAUGUAUAUAAAAUGAUUGUCGAGAGAUAGUGUAUUACCACUUCGGUGAACGCUUCUACCAGCGCACAUCUCUGUAAACCAGAAGUUAUUUGUUUUGGAUAAGCCUAAGCCAUGUUCAUACCAAUAUUAUUUCAAGACGCAAGGCGAAACUGGUAAAGCAAACGUUUGGUUACACCGUUUUUUUUCUGUGUUUUUUUUUACACUUCAGUCAAUAAUAAAUUCCUUUCUAACUAUUAUUCAAUGUAAGGAUGUGAAUGUUGUAAACAUUGAAUAAUAUCGUGACACAAACACUGAUAUCAACGGAUAAUAUUAAUAUCCUGUUCACGCUUAGUAAUUAUCUAACCGUACGUAUGAGUUUUGGUUAUUAAGAAUUCGCGAAGGGACACUGGAGUAACAAAAAAACGCAAUCACGGAUUCUGUGAGGCAACAAUGCGUUGCGCGCGCAUAACUCUGGAUACUUUUGGUAAUGGAGACGAUCACUACGCCGCCACUGAGCGUCACGGGACUCGAACCUGAUCUGGAGUGCUAUUUCCGGGGGUCCUUGUUCGCACAUCACCACGUGAUUUUGCACGUGACGCCUUCCGAGCACGUGUCUCGUGAAAUGCGAGCGUUAUCCAUUCAACAAUCUGUCAGACAAAUCAGGAAAUUCAUCAUAUCCAUAUUGUAUCUCGUGUUAAUCACCAGUCCCGUGUCCGCUUUCCCUAGCCAGAAAAUGGACAAACCUAAAACUAUUAUAAUACAAGACCUUAACAACAUCACUGUUCGAACAACCGGCUGCAAACCGUUGACGCUCGAGCAAAAAAAAACGCUAAUGGGGUCGGCGUUUGAUGAUUCGAUGAUGCGAAUCGACGACGUCGCUGAUAGCGAUAUUAUUCAAAAUGACGCUGCGAAAAGUGCUAAUUCUGUGAUAAAAAGGAAAAACGAGGGCCGCGAUUCUAAUGAAGAAUUUUUAGAAAAUCUGCAAGACGAAUCACAAAUUGACGGUAUUGACGGCAGCAAAAAGGGCAGUGGUGAUACCAUAAGUGUUCAAAAAUUCAUGCGACGGAAACGCACGGUCAUUUAUAUUAGUGAUAUUGAGGAUAGUGAUGUUAACGAAGACAAAGAUGAGGUAGAACUUGAAAAUACAAACACUCUAUCUGACACGAGAUUCUUAUACCAAAACAUGCUCUUUGAAACCACUUCGAAGCGGCGGACUCGAGAACGACGGGCUGCAUCGGGAAACGACGCAUUCCAUCCAGCGUGGGAAUGCGAAAAGAAAUCUGGAUGGAAAACGAUGCAAGAGGGCAUUUUUCCCAAAAAAGUAUGGGACAGUGUUUGUACACAAAAGUCGUGCUUUUUUGGUCUAUAUAGGUGUAAGCCAGUAAAGUAUACAAUUCACCUUUUAAAAAGGGACUCCGCUGACGCAUGUAAUCCGCUUCCGAUGGUUGGGGAUUCAACUGCAUAUGAGGAGAAAUGGGAAAUGAUGGAAUAUUCGGCAACGGUGGCCUGCGAAUGUGGCCUAAAGGGAUCAAAGGGCUCUUCUGGGGGAAAGAACAGAAAAGACAGACAGAGGAAGAAAGGGCGCAAUGAGUGAUUCAUCGCCCAACGUAUUUAAUCCAAGUGCUGCAUCGGUUCGUAGAACAAAUUAAAUGCCGUGUUAGUAAAAACACGUAUUGGUUUGCACUUACUGUUUUGGUCAGUGAAUUGGUGUUGAUGUAUGUCUAAACUUGAAUGAUAACGAAUACCAGUACAUUUUAAGAACAAGUGUUAAAUAUAACUUGCAACAACGGCCUCGAGGUGGAAACGAUUAUCAUAAGCUAACGUUUAAAUGCAUCGUAACUUGCCGUUUCGAUUUAUUUUGUUUAUAAACCAGAUGGCCAAGUCAAUGCCAACACGGGUCUAGCGAGGUAUACUAUAAGCGAAUCACUUUACACCCUGGCAGAGCUUUGAUUAUGAAAAAGAUGAACUGCUAAUCAAUGCGUAUUGUCUUAUUUAUUCACACGAACUUGACAAAUAUUGUGUUUCAUAUAUUGUUGUAAUGACUUACUGACCUAUAUUUAUGAACUGUGACACAUUCCCGAGAUAGGAAAAAGAACACAUUCCACAUGGCAUUGUCAUGGUUAUUGUUUAUCGUGACAGUGUUCACAUUGUACACCCCUAGCUGGCCAGUAGGACUCCGACUUUACAUGUAUGUUCUAUCAUUUAACGUGUAUUUCAUGCGAAAUAUGAUAUUUAUGUUAUGAGUUAAUGUUCCGAUGAUGUCAAACUAUAGUCUUUGCAGAAAGUGUUGAGAUUGUCUGAUGUUAUGACAAUAAGAUUACUUAUUUAUUGUAUUAUAUUAAGUAUAAUGCAUAUAAAAUAAAUGAAAAU
Dreissena polymorpha is the source of this 2912-nucleotide messenger RNA. RefSeq lists its product as uncharacterized. Bases 1030 to 2136 code for a protein of 368 amino acids. NCBI's taxonomy places the organism in Eukaryota, Metazoa, Mollusca, Bivalvia, Myida, Dreissenidae. The record is from RefSeq and is a predicted model, not a curated record. The transcript has 3 exons.